Messenger RNA from Cladocopium goreaui, 18537 nucleotides. The record is from the annotation of a GenBank genome assembly. NCBI's taxonomy places the organism in Eukaryota, Dinophyceae, Suessiales, Symbiodiniaceae.
AUCCCUGACUUCUUCUCACGGAGCGGUCAUGAGGGUGAGGGUUACCACGGUCCCACAGCCGUGGUUGGAGCAGACAGUUGGAUCCACGAUUACUGUCAUGACUCUGCGAACAGUGGGCAACAGCCGCCAAUGAGCUAUUGCUCCAAUACCCCUACCAGGCCGUACACUCAGGUGCAAAAACGGAGUUACGAAAGAGCUUGCCGAAGAGCGAUCCUACAUGGCCAUGCACAGUAUCAUGGAUGUCCUGUGACGCCACAAGAUUUCCCAGCAGCGUUGGUCCAGAAGCUACAACAACAGCUGCAACCACAAGGACAUCAGCCUCAGAAACGUUCGAUCCCACUGAAGAAGGUCGACAGAUUGACAUGCCUCCACUGGAAUCCAGGAGGUCUAUCCCAAGCCAUGCUGCUCGAGAUCAAACACUGGUUACGACAAAACAGAGCAGACGUGGUGGUCAUCUCAGAGACCAAGUGGAGUUUUUCUUCCACCUGGUCAGACAGAGAAUGGUUGUAUGUGCAUUCUGCAACAGCUGACUAUAAAAGUGGCGGCAUCCUUACAAUGAUUUCGCGUCGGAUAGCUGAACCAGAGCAACUUGGCUAUGCUUCAAUCAUCGAUGGCCGGCUGUUACACAUUCGUGUUCAUUAUGUUCACAGGCACAUCGAAGACAAGUGGUUUCACAAAAAGCAGUUGCGACAUCACGAGGCAUCAUACCCAAAAGGGCUUACAAUCCUCUUCCGAGCCUGGUAUCGCCGAAGUAGAUACCAGACAUUGCAACGUGAGCAACAACGUGCGGCCAGGCAAGCCAAAAAGCAUCAGUUUCAACAGCUCUGCCACGAAGUAGCAGAGGCAGCCAGACAUCAUGAGACUCAUACUAUGUUCUUGAUCAUCAACAAAUACUCCCCCAAAAAACCCCUUGCCAGGGCUCGUUUGCGGGGACCAGAUGGGAGUAUUGCUGAUCAGUUUAUGGCACAUUCCAUGACCGUGUCCUUUGUCAAGCAAAUGUGGCAGGGACCGCAUCGCCUGCCCAUUUACUCUGAAGCUGCCCCGGGCGUACCGUUUGCACUGGACGAAUUGGUUGCAGCAGUUGGCAAACUCCACCCAAACAAGUCGGUGGCACAGCCUUUCCUUCCAGGGGUGGUAUGGAAAAGCGCUCCCAUGGAUGUUGCAUUGAACAAAGGUCCUUAUCUGGGUGUGGUCAUCAGCUACGACAACUUUGAAUUGCAGACAUGGACACACCGCAAGAAAGCCAGUUGGCGUGCCAGCUUAUUGCAUUCGGAUGACUUUCUGCACAACCAGAGUUGGACGCACUUGCAUGACAUCAUCCAACUCAUCGAUUGUGUGCAGGCUACGUCGAUAGAACCUCCGAUCAGUGCAGACCCAGCGGAACCGCUCACACUGCAGGUUCAACGCACCAUGGACCCAGACGUGCGACUGGAGCCGCCCAAUGCCCAGGAGUUGGUCAAUAGGACAUUUCAUGCUGCCGCACAGGUUUUCUGGCCGGAUUUGCAAAGCAAUCUGAUGACAGAUGACUGGACAGGCUUAGCACAGCAGGAACAGGCCCUGACCUAUCUCACCCACCAUUGUGCCAUUUGCGGCACCUGGUGCAACAGGUUCCAGGAACUUCAUGGCCAUCUCAGGUUAUACCAUCAAGACCAGCUGCGAGGAGGAGUUGCCAAAGGAGCUCAAUUGUCCCAGAUCCUGCAACAGACCUCACCAUGUCCCCUGUGCAAGCGCAACUUCAGCCGAGUUCAUAGCUGCCCAGUUACCCUGCAAGUGGGGAUUUUACGAUUGCAGUUGCUGGAACCGGACAUCAGAUUUGAGAGCCGCUCUGGCCUGAGACGCCACAUAACGGAGGGCAGAUGCGAGGCCUUCGAUCCGACAGCAUCGCAGAAUCCCGUGGACAAUUCCCAGACCUGGCAUGUGGCGAUGAUCAUGACCGCCAGUGACAUACCGCUCCUUGUGCCACAGCAGUUUCAUGCAGCCCAGUUGGACACCACCUUCCAAGGUCUACAGCAUGCCGCACUUGCUCAGAAGCUGUCACAGAUUUUGGUUUCCAGAGAUUUUGCAAAGCUUUGGACUGAUGACGAAGUCUUGCAUGGCCUGCGCACGCGUUGCAGGACUACCGAUGUGACUGUUGCAGCCAAGUAUUCAAUGUGCCUGCGGACAUGUCUCAAACAGCGCAAUCAAGACAUGACAUUCAACGAAGUCAUUUUGUCUCAAAUUGCCCUGUGGUCCUGCAAAUUGCCACGUUGCUACAUCCCAUCAAUGGACGCACUGAUGGACCCCAGCGACCAGGCGCUGAUGGAAGGCUUGACGGCAUUGGGCCCCCUGUUAUUGGGCAAUCGACGUCUUCACGAAGUCUCCGCCGACGAGCAGCACAACAAGAGGCACAAGUCCAAGGGCAAAAACGACUCAAGCUCAGACGGCCUCCAGCCAGAAGCAGUGCACGCAAUGCUCAAGCUGAUGGGUCAACUCAUCCUCAGCCACGAACGGAGCACCCAACUCAGUCAACGACAGGACUGCUUCGUUAUGUUCUGCCAAAACCGGCCAGAGGGCAUUGUGCCACACCUCACCUGUCUGGCCAAGACAUGGAGGGAGGAAUGGCCGAAACAGCAGGACAAUCAGCGCUGGCUCAACCUCCGCACCUACUUGGUUCAGGGUGUCAUCAAGGAGCUCCUGCGGCGGGUGCAGCAGUUGGCCAACAGCAAGGCCGGGGAUCAGCUCUGGGAAGUGGCGACCACCAAGGGCACGAUCCUCCCAGAUGGCUCAUGGGGGUACCAGAAAUGGUCGACAGAGACCAAACAACUGAUCAAGGCACCGAAGCCACCCAUGACGAUGCAGGUCAUGCUUCGGACGCUCCAGACACUGGAGGAUUUGUUGGACAGCAAUGCCCACGUGAUCCAGUUCAAGAGUCUGAGGACGGAUCAGCCGACCAUACCUUGGCUCCUCCAGUUGACGCACAGAGAGACCGAAGUGUGGGACCUGCUGUGCGAGCUGUGUCACAACUCAGUGUGGAGAGGGCAAGAACAAGGGCCAAGGGAAGGGAACCAAGACCUCCCAAUGACGCUGGAUGCCACCCACCGACGUCGCCUGAGAGACCGAGUCUUACAGUUAGUUUUUGCGAACCAGGGUUAUGCCUGCUAUGCAAACAGCUCCUUUCUCAGCCUGAUUUGGGCCAGCUUAUGCAGGCAAAACUUUCAAUUCCAAGACUGGGGGGUUCGAUCAACCAUCCUUCAACAGAUCCUCCAACGGGGCAAUGGAUCGGUGUUUUCACUUGCCAAUGAAACAUGGUUCACAGAGCUGAUUGAAGGAUGGAUUGAGGACGGGGAACAAGCCGACUGCGCAGAAUUCUCUCACCUGCUCUCCAGCUGGACGGCCAUGCCGGCCAUCUCCAAUUGCUGGGAGCGCUGUGUGCAGAUGGAACAAAAUUUUGUGCGACAUGAUUCAGGCGAUCAAUACAUGCCGCUGACAUUGCAAUUGGACCCACAGAUGAUCCAUCACGAUGAGAUUGCACUGUCUGUCCUGCUCAGGUCUUGGAGCUCUGAACUUGGAAUGCUGGCGGGCAUCACAGAUGCCCAAGAUCUCCUUCUGCUACACAUUGACCGCCUGGUCCGAUCCCCUCAGGGAGAACCCAUCAAAUGUCACGCUGCCAUUUGCUUCGACUGGGAAGUGCAGAUGCCCGCACUGAACAACAAUCAGAGUGAGUUGAUCUCUUAUACAGUUGUGGCGUGCAUUUCACACCAAGGUGAGGCUGACCAUGGACAUUACCACUGCAUGCUGCGUACGCAUCCUGAGGUGUCCAAUUUGGCAGACCCGGCCAUGUGGAUGUCAUGUGACGAUGACCGUGCCCCCAUCCGCUGCCUCCAUCCGUCGCAGGAGUUCUCCAAGGGACUCACUUGCCUAUGGCUUUGCCGCACUGAUCGAAUGGAGCUGCAUCAUUUGCCUGCACAGCCGUCCACGCCUGACCCAGAGCUGGACCUUUUGGCACUGCUAGCCACACAGCGCACCUCCAAAGCAGAUGCCAUUUUGGCGGUUCCCUGGCCAUUUUGGCCCGAGACAUCAUUGCGUGCCGGAACGGUAUUUGCGAUUUUCACUGCAAUACUGCUCUACUCUGGUAGGCGCUCCCUGGAUAUACGACUGCUUUUGCCCAAUCUGCUCACUCGAUCAGUGCAAUCUCUGAGAACGGCCCUGGGUCCCUGUGCUGGACUUCGGAUCUUGCUUCUCCAGCCUGGGGGGCGACUGUGGUGGACAAACAAUUUCUUCUUGCUUUCGCAGACUCUGGCCUAUUCUGCAGGGUGGCUCCUGAUCAUUCAGAUUUUGUGCAACUCCGUUCAGAUCUUUCUGGCCUAUUCUGCAGGGUGGCUCCUGAAUGCAAUAAUUCAGAUCGUCCAACCAAUACAACAGUUUCUAUUUCCGGGGAAUCUUUUUGGAAAGUGGCAACGCUUUUCUUCUCAGCGACUGUGGCUCUUUGACCAGGUUGCAAGUGACACACUACCCGGUCCCAAGUCCGGGCGCUCCAGAGCUUCGAAGCUGGCAUACCUUUUGAUCAUGACUGCUGCGCUUCAAACGACCUCUUUGCACACAAGCUGGAGCGGGGGUGAGGGUUGUGACCUCCCCACGAAGGUCACUGGAGCGCUGCCCCUAUGGGAGGAUGCUCUGCUGUGCCAAGCUGGCGCAAAGCAUAGUGGGACACAGCCACCAAUCAGCUUCGGCUCAUGGCCCUCUAUGGAUGUGGUGAAAAAACGCAGCCUCAAACGUGCUCACAAACGAGCCCUACGAGAUGGAUCAAGCUGGUACAAGGGACAAUGCCUAACAGUUGCUGAUUUCCCUCGUCAGUGGGCAGCCAACAUGACUGCAGGCCCACAGAUUCAGGCCUCUCCAUCACCUGCCUCUACCUCCUGGCGCAACAUGGCUGACUGUAAUCGACGGCACCAAAAUCGACGCUAUCUGCGCUAUGUGAACUGGAACGGUGGUGGAAUGAGCAGCCACAGGCUGGAUGAGCUGAAAAUUUGGUGUGAAGGUCAAGGCAUUGACAUGCUGAUUUUGACUGAAACGCGAUGGAAGUAUUGCAAUGAGUGGAGCGACAGUUCCUGGAUUCACUUGCACUCCGGAUGUGCUGCACAACCAGGCGACUUCAAUUGCCGGCUUCCAGCUGCUCAUGGCCAUGUUGGCCAUUCAACCUUCACCCAGGGUAAUCGAGCCUGUCUGGGAUUUGCUCAUCCGGAUGAAGGCCACUUUCUGCAGACACCAGAACUGCUGGCAUCAGCCUGCAGCAGCGGAACGCAGGGCGUCUUGCCCAGGAUUUUUGAUCAGUGUUUUCCAACAGAAAAACGCUCUGCGGCACCAACCCCGCUUGAUGCCACUCGGUCACUCAUUCUGGAUAAGUGGAGACACCGUGAUUGCUUUCGAGCACUGGCUCUCCCAACAGUGCGCAAUGUGUUGCAGGCCUGGUUUCAUUUGACACGUUUCACGAUUUUGCGCCAGAGCCACAAGAAGCAUGCCAUCAAGGCCAGACAGCAUAGGUUUGAGGCUGUCAUGCAACAGGCUCAGAUUGCCUCACAGAACCAUGACUCAUUUCUUCUCUUUCAGGUGAUUAACAGAUUUGCACCCAAGCUGACCAAGCGUCGACUGCAAAUUCGAAAUGUUUCUGGGAAUCUUGCGACACCCAUGGAAGAACAGGCCAUUUUGCAUGCUUUUGUGGAACGCACAUGGCAGGGUCCUGCCACUGUGCCUAAACCGACUCAUGUUUUGCCAGGCCUUCCCUUCUCUGAGGGAGAAUUGUUGCGAGCAUUGCAGAAAAUUCCGAUUUCAAAAGCAGUAGCGCGGCCAUUCACUCCAGGGUUGAUUUGGCAUUCUCUUGCACCAUGGUUGACACCGCUGCUUUAUGAUGCAUUGUUGCAAAUUUGGAGUAAGCCCUGCCCAACUGUGCCUGAGUGUUGGCGUGAUGCCUGGCUCCUGCUAAUUCCGAAAGAGUUGAAGCAGCCGAGUGCACCUGAUGCCUUGCGGCCCUUGGCUCUCCAAGAGCCGUUAGGAGUGAGGCAAGGCUGCAAGGCAGCACCAUGGUUGUUCAAUGCGUUUGUUUUGUUAUAUUUGCGAGACCUCUCGCAUUUGAUCGACUGGACCUGGUUGCGUGCUCAUUUGAAUGUUUUUGCGGAUGAUUUUCAUGUCUCUGGUUUGUUUUAUAACUUGGCUGACCUGAAUCGUUUGCUCUUUUAUUUUGGACUCAUCAUGGAAGUGCUCCAAGAGAAAGGCCUUACGAUCAAUACUGUCAAAUCUGCCAUUUUGCUGACCAUGGGUGGCACCAGUUUUCGUCCAAUGCGAUCCUCUCUGACCUUCCAUGACCAUGCUGGGGAAUGGAUCAAAAUCACUGGCCGGCAUACUGAGUUUGUCCUGCCUGUUGUCAAGCAAGCCAAAUACUUGGGCACCCUUGUCAGCUACAUGCAAUUUGAAUUUGCCACCAUGAAACACAGACUUGGACUUGCCAGAACUGCCUAUGCACGCUUGAAGAAGUGGCUCACUGCGCGGAGGGGCCUUGGAGCCAAAGAACGUUUGAGACUUUGGUCGACAUGUAUUUUGCCCAUUCUUUCAUAUGGCAUUUUUACAAUAGGACUGACCAAACCCGGUCUUGAUCAGAUGCAAAUGGCAAUGAUGCAGAUGCUUAGACAGAUCAUGCAUGACCAUGCCUCCGUUACAGGCCAUUCUCAUCAGCAAUUUUUGCGUUUGCACAGCCUUGACCCUCCAUUGCAAUGGCUUUGGCGUGCUGCUGACUCACUGCUCCAGUCAGUGACUCAGCGACCAUUGCACCCACUGCCAGAUGACAUUUGUGAUACGCUUGACUGGACACCACUUCGACAGACGGUGGAUUUCUUGCAUGCCGCAAUUGCCUCAGGCCUCCCUGUGCCUGGCAAUACCAUGACGCAGAAUGAGGCGGAUGAUGUGGAGCAUCGCCAAGCCAGACCGCUUGUGCCUUUCCCUGCUGAUGACCCAGGGGCACCGUUGCAGUCUCUUCCUGGAGCCAACCUGAAGCUCACCAAAGAAGAGAUCGAGUCCAUCAAUAAUCGAGAAUUUGGACCGCGCUUGAUGACUUUGAUCCACCAGCGCAAAUGGCCUGAACUGCUUCGAGAAAGAGCUGGAUGCACCUUCUUGUCCCGUAACUGCCUCCUGUGUGGCCAAUACGUGGGUAGGGCGCAGGCGAUGCAUCAUCAUGUUAGAGUUGCACAUCGAGCCUUCAGUUCUCUGGUUCAGACCAAGGCAGUGCAGUUGACGAACCUUCAUAUUGACGAGAGUCCUUGCUCAGCAUGCGGUGUGACUUUCCUCUCCUCUCACUCCUGCAACGUCUGGUUCCAGGUGGCAUUGUUGAUUGUUCAUGGUCCCAAGCCUGCCACUAGCAUGCCAAACCCCGGUGCUGAAUCCUUGCGGUGCGAAAUCUGUGGCCAGGGAUGCACUACCUCGCAGGAAUUGCACCUUCACCUGCAAAGGGAACACCGACUGGUUAGCUCGGUCUGGCACGAAAGCAGGGACAGCCUGGAUGGACAACCGGUGUGCAAUCAUUGCAAUAUGCUCUUCCUGACGAUGCAGGGACUGCGAUCGCAUAUCAACCAGGGGAGGUGUCUUGAGUUCAACCCGGACCUCUCCACUGCGCCUUCUGACGUUUUGCACAUUUGGCGUGAGGCUUGUUGCUCUGGCAAGUUGGAGGAGGUCUUGAAAGAUCCACACCAUCGACUCAGACUGACCCUCCAAUGCCAAUGCUGCCCCAAGCGGUAUGCUCGCUCCAAUGACUUAGCAGCGCACCUCCAGGGUGCCCACCCGCAGAUUUGGGCGGCAGCACAACCUCUCACUCACCAACUGCUGCAACGCUACUAUGGGGACCUGGGAUGUGUAUGCAACCCUUCCUGCAAUGUGGCUCGUCUGCAACACGUUUGUAUGCCCUUCCAGCAGAUUGCGAUGCAAUUCACACGCCUCCAUGAGGGUAUUUUCAUGCCGACUGCCAUGACCCCUACGGAGCUUGCCCGUGUCAUCCCAAACCAUGUGCCCAUGGAUUUGCGAUGUAGCCUGGAGCAGGCGAUCUUGCGCUAUGAUCUGAGCACGGUGUGGCCUGAUGCACUGCUCCUGGAUGCGUUGAGUGGCACAUGUUUCCUCUGUGGCCAUGAACUCCUGCCGGCUGAUCUCUACUAUCAUCUACAUGAGGCACAUCAUGGUUUGCAUGCGGUUGUGAAGUCAUAUGUUUUGCAACUCCUUCCACAUGCCCUGAAACACAGUGACAGUGACUGCGCUUGCUUUGCAUGUGGACAGAUUUUCAACAGCCCUGCCACUGCGUUGGAUGAAACCCAGCGAGCUGCCAGAGCACAGUUGGUUCAAGCUCAUCUGCGGGAGGAGGCCAUGCAGCAAAUGCUUCAGACCUUCCAGCACCUAGCUCCGCUUUUGCACGUGGACAAAGGCUUGACGCUGGAACCCAACCCCGCUGCUCCCAAGAAGCAGCGAAAACACCAGGACGCCGAGCCAAAAAACCACGUCUUGGCAAAGGGGCAGCCUCAGGGCACCACCGUGGACCACAACCAGAUUUUGCUGAUGAUGGGCAGACUUCUACUCAGGGUCGAUCGGGACCUCCAGGUGCUACAGCGAGAGACAACCUUCAUCUUCUAUUUCAGCUGCAAAGAUCCCAAGGGGAUUCUACCUCUCCUGCUGAAGAAGGCGGAUCAAUGGCAUACCCAAGCCAAGGAGGGAUCAUCAUCCUCGACGGGCCCACUCCGUCAGGUCCUUUUGCAGACGGUGAUGUCAGAGUUGACGACUCGGGUCAACAGACUGCUGGAAGCACCGGAAGACUCUCCAUUGCUUCAGGCUGCCAAACAAACACAGCUGCUCCUGGAGAACAAGACGAUCCCCUACAUGGCCUGGAACCAGCAGGAUCAGAAGCUUCAGGUCUCGACCAAGACCCCGGUGAGUCUUGCCAAGAUGAGCGAGCACUGCACCGAGCUUCAGGGAGGACAGCCCAGUGACACCUUGGAGAUUGCAAAUGUCAGCCAGGGAGGAUCGGACCUACGAAUUGCUCCUGCACCUGGCACAGUCCCAGGUAUGGACUCUCCUUGCGGCCAGUCUCAAGCAGCACAACUUGCACCAGAGCACUUUGGCCGGCGCUCUGGAGCGCAGCCUGGGACUCCAGCCGCAGAAGGGGAAGGGCAAAGGCAAGCACAAGGGCAAGUCACCGAAGAUACAGUCCCCAAAGAAGGAGACAUGAAUGCGACUCAGCCUCAACUGACUGAGAUUGUCUCGAAGCUGGUGUUUGCCAAUCCAGCCAACUGGUGUUUUAGCAAUGCUGCAGCAUACUCCGUGUUUUGGACUUUGCUGACGCUGCGUGACUUCUCACUGAUGCUUUGGGGUAGCCAGCGACAUGACAUCACGAAUUUUCUCCUUGGGGCACCCAAUCAGGUUUGCAACCUUGCUGCUCAAUCGUUUUUUCGUGAUAUCAUGCGCAGUUGGGGACGAGAUGACUUAGAGCAUCUGAACUUUUCGAUUUCGCAACAAGAUGCCUCUGAGUUUGUCAGUGUCUGGCUGGACAUUCUGAAAACGCCAGCUUUUCAGAUGCGAUGGGAGAAACGAUUGUGUGUUGCAGCUGACAUGCGUGUGCUGGAUUGUAGCCAUGCACGCUACAUGCCCAUUUGCCUGAAGUUUGAUGACACGUUGGCACAGUCUUCAUUUUGCACUUUGAACACACUUAUUUCUCUGUGGCACCAGGUCGAUGGCAUGGCUACGGCGCUGCUGACUGCCUCAGAUUGCAUUUGUGUGCAUCUUGACCGAUGCAUCUUGGGGGAGGACCUGACCGUUUGCAAAUGUACCAGCAAGCUGCAGAUUGACGACGAGUGUUAUUUUCCAGUUUUCAAUGGCAACUCAGCUCAAUGUGUUUUCCAUGGAUACAUGGUGGUUGCGCUCAUGGCCCACCUGGGCGCAGACUGUGCGGGACACUAUCGGAGUGCCUUGAAAGUGAGUCCUCUGAUUGUGAACCAAGUGCACCCAAUCAACUGGCUGAUUACAGAUGACUGGCGUGCCCCCACAGCUACCUGGUCCUUGCCUGAUUGGAUGCUGGAAAACACCACCUUGGUUUGGCUUGUUAGAUCUGACCUGGUACGCCUGCCGUACUAUCGACUUCUGCAAGAUCCAGCUGCCUCCUCAAUGACCGAGCUGCUGCGAAUGAUUACUGACUGGACCUAUCUGCACUCUGCCACAGACGUGAAACGCAGUGGCGGCCUGUUGGUGAUGCUCUCUCGCCCACCCGCCGUGGGUUGGAACUACGAAAUUUUUCUGGAAGACACAGAGUGCCCAUCCCAACUGCCGACAUAUUCUGAUCGUGCACCGGGGGUACCUUUUUCCUUUGAUGUGCUGCUCAGGGCACUCACACGGCUGCAUGCCAACAAGUCGGACGCAUCCGUCGGCACGGCACUGACCACUGCUUGCUGGCGCACAGCCUGGAUUGCAUUCAAUCGACUCCGAAGUUGGCUCAGCCAUAGGCAAAUCAGCGUUCGACACCGCCUGCGUGCUCUUGAUCUUUUGCCCACCGACUUCUUGCAUAGAGUGGAUUGGACAUCCAUCACUGGAACCUUGCAACUCAUUGCUUGCAUCCGUGCAUCCGUGACGGAGGUGCCCAUUGAUCUGGACGCCGCUGCACCUGUGCUGACCCAGGACAUGGACCCAACUGUGUCAAUGCCGACUGCUGACACUGUGCACCCGACUGCACCGGUGGUGACACCUACGGCAGCAUUUGCCGCUGCCUCCCUGAGUUUUCAUGUCAUGACCCAAGUGUUCUGGCCAGAAUUACAGACACUGUUGCUUCAUGCUGACUGGAUCAAUUUUCCACGCAAUGCUGCCAUGUUGGAAUACUUGUCUCACCAUUGUGUCAUUUGUGGCUUGUGGUGCAACCGAUUCCAAGAAUUGCAUGGACAUUUUCGACAGUGCCAUCCGGACCAUGUGCAAGGGUGUGUGGCUAAGGGAGCCCAAAUCUCAGUACUCAUGCAAUGCACCUCACCGUGUACACUGUGCCAAAGGCCUUAUAGCCGUGUUCACAGCUGUCCGGUCACGCUGCAACUUGGCCUGCUGCAGAUUCAGACCCGUCCUGAUGGUGAUCGUGUGGCAGAGGCCUGUGCCUGCGACAUUUGUGCCUUGCCCUUCCAGGACCUUGGACAAUUGUAUGGCCAUUUGACGAACACUCAUGGCCUUACUGUCAAUGAUUGGUGCCCUUCGAGGGACUCCCAUCAGGGGGGUGACGGAUGCCGUCACUGCGGCACAAUUUUUGAUAGCCGCUCAGGCUUGAGGCGUCACAUCACUGAAGGUCGAUGUGGGUCAUUCAACCCGGCUGCGACGCCGCAUCCGAUUGACACCACUGAUGCUUGGGGUGCUUGGCUGCAGACUGGCAAUUUUGACCCUCCGGCCCUCACGGCCCAGAUGCGCCUGCAGUUGACUACAAUUUGUCAAUUCUGUGGCCUGACCUACUCCCGCACAGGAGAUUUAGUUGCACAUCUACUGCAAUCCCAUGGAGAUUUGUGGAAUGGUUCCCAACCCUGGCUACGGUUUUUGCUGCAGGCAGUCAUGGCCCGGAAGGGAUGCCUUUGCAACCCCCAGAGCAAUGAACUGGGACUCACGCAUGUGUGUGCUUUGCUUCGACAGACGGCCAUGAUGAUCCAUGGUCAAGACCUGCGACUGUUUGUGCCGACCCAGUUUCAUCCCACAGCUCUUGAUGAGAUUUUGACCUGUCUGCAACAUGAGACCUUACACACCAAGGUGAAACAUGCCCUGCUCAGUCGAGACUUUGCACAGCUUUGGCAGGACCCUGAUAUCCUUGCAGGUCUCAGAUUGCGGCCCUUCUCCAUCCGAUCCAUGGACGCCCUGAUGGAUCCCAACGACCAGGCACUGAUGGAUGGUCUUCAGGCACUGGGCCCGUUGCUCCUGGGAGCCAGAAAACACUUGGAUGGAAACGACGAUCAUCAGCCCAAGCGCCACAAGGCUUCACAAGACGGCGCACUGGCAGAUCCAGCGUCGGCAGCCGCAAUGACCGACAUGCUGAGACUGAUGGCCCAGCUCAUUCUGAGCCACGAGAGGGCAAUACAGUUGCAACUCCGCCAGGACUGCUUCGUUUUGUUUGCACAAGAUCGACCAGAGGGCAUCAUACCCCACCUGAAGGCGAUGGCACAGAACUGGCGCGAACAGGCGCCGAAGCAUCAGGACGAUCUGAAAUGGCCCAAUCUGAGGACCCACCUGAUGGCCGGAGUGAUCUCAGAGCUUCAUCGACGAGUCCAGCAACUGGCGUCCUCGAAACAAGGAGAACAACUGUGGGACCUGGCAGUGGAGAAGGGGACCCUCCUUCCGGACGGGAGCUGGGGCUAUCAGAAGUGGUGCCCGGACCUGAAGCAGCUGAAACGGGCAUCACGUCCAGCCCUGGCCAUGGCCCAGAUGCUGCGGAACCUCCAGACGCUGGAAGAGCUGUUUCAGUCGAACAGCCACAUCCAGAAGUUCCACAGUCUGAGGACGGAUCAACCUACGAUCCCCUGGCUCCUUCAACUGUCUCACAGAGACUCCGAUGCCUGGUACCUGCUCCAGGACCUGUGUCAGAACACAGUGUGGUCCCUGUUAGGGAUGUCGGUCAAACAGCACAACAUGGCCCUUUCGAAACCAGCCCAUUUGCUUCAACAAGCCCUGAAUGGCCUGCCAACCCAGAAAGGGAAAGCGCGGGGGAAAGGGAAGGACACUCAGAAAUCCACCCCCACCCUGCAGACCAUUCUUUGUGACAAUGAUGGUUCCCCUUUUUCCUUGGAUGCGCAAGACUGGUUUGAUUCACUUCUCCAUGGCUGGAAUGAUCAACAGGGCCAAGCUGACAGUGCAGAGUUUGGGAAUAGACUUGCCAGAUGGCUUGCUUUGGAUAUCCUAUCCAACCGCUGGGAAAGACGCGUGACUGCUUCUGAUGUUACAGAAGUGCAUGAUCAUGGAGACCGAUUCAUGCCACUGACGUUGCAAUUGGACCCAUCCCUGCUCAGCGGCAAUGAGACCUCUCUCACAGCCCUGCUUAGGCACUGGAGCCAGGAGCUUGGAAUGUGUGCGGGCCUCACUGACCCCAGAGAGCUGCUGGUCAUUCAUGUGGAUCGAAUGGUUAUGACACCGUCAGGCAGCUUGAUCAAGCAUGCGGCAGUCAUAAAUUUUGCAUGGGAAGUUCAGGUGCCGGUACUGGCCACGGAUACCACACUGACCUCCAUGUCAUAUACGAUCGUUGCUGUCUCGGCCCACUUAGGUCACACCAACGGCGGCCAUUAUCAAACGAUGUUGCGCACAUAUCCAGAGGUGUCUGAUUUGGCCGCUCCCAGUAUGUGGAUGUUUUGUGAUGACUGCAGACUUCCUGAGCGCUGCUGGGUCUUUCCUGAUAACUUCAGCCAGGGCGUUACUGGAUUUUGGCUCUGCCGCGCAGACAGCCUUGAAAUGCAUCUCAUGGCUCAGCCGAGACCUCAACCGGAUUCGGAUUUGCUCACUGUGCUCUAUGCUCACCCUGGGGUGUACCGGCCCCUGGCUCUGGGCCACUAUAUGCAGCCCCAAAAAAAAAAAGAUGACAAGCUGGAUGGAGCCCGGCUCAAUUUUGGCCUCUUGCAAGCAGUUUUUGCUGUGUGCUAUGUUGGCACUGCCAUUUACGCAUCACCCACUGGCGUUCAACUGCAGUUCUUUUUGGGAAGCAGCGACGAGACCUUGUGCAAUCUGGUCAGUGACAAUCAACUUGACAAGACGUAUACUCAAGCCGUGGUGGAACUUGCAUUCAAGGCGAAAGUGCACGGCCCACCGCCACCAAAGGGCUCCGGCCUGUUGAAAAACCUCACCAAUCUGAAACAGAUGACUCAUGUACAGAAACGCAGCUUUAAACGUGCUUAUGCACGAGCCCUAAGAGAUGGUAUUGCAUGGUACGUUGGUCAACACCUGACUCCAGAUGAUUUUCCAUGCAACAUGCCUUGCCCAUGGUCUGACGGGACAUGGCAUGCUUUGCAUUCAGGAACCCCUGAUGACCGUGCAGAUGUUAUCCUUGUGCUUUUUAGGUCCUCGACCAUUCAGGAACAUCAGAUAGGCAGUGCCGCCAUCAUUCCUGGUCGACUUGUGCACAUCAGGCUGCACUACCGCCAGAGAGCCUGCGAUAUCCUGUGCUGCUACAAUUUCAUGGACGACCGGUCCACGGCUAGAUUGCAACAGCCUCUGUUUCAUGUAUGGAAAUGCCGCAGCAAGUAUGCUGCACUCAACCGUGCACACAAGCUGAGCACCAAGCAACUCAAAAAGCAGCGCUUUUUUGACAUGCUCGAGUCAGUGCAACAUGCUGCCAACCGCCAUGACAGUUUUGAGGUUCAUCAGAUCGUCAACAAAUACACUCCAAAGCAGCCCAAAAAGAAGAUACAGUUGUGGAAUGAUGAUGGCACACCAGCAUCACCGGAAGAGGCCCUGCAGCUCACCCGGACCUUUGUUGAGGAAAUUUGGCAUGGACCUGCUCAGGAGAUGCCAUCAGACGCGUUGCAGCCCACUGUGAGGAAGUCAGAUGCCUUACAACGGUUAUUUGAGCAUUUAGACACAUUGCAUGACAUGCCGGCGCUCACAACCUUACUGGCCCAAUGGCACUCCAACACUGAUUACUGUGUGGAGCAAUCUGGCCAGUCAGUACUGGUCCCGACGGGACGUGGACUGUUGCUUGAACUUGCCAGACUUGGCAUGCUCCUAGAUGCCCUUGAAGAAAUGGGACUGACCUUAUCCCUCGAAAAAUCCUACAUUUUGCUUGAAAUUGCGGGCACGCACAGCCGCAAAAUCAAAUCAAAACUCCUGAAGCAGGAGGGCGCCAUCACCUUUGUAGAGAUACCUCGAGCUGACGGAUCAUUUAGUCGCAUUCCAGUCAAAAGAAAAGCUGACUACCUUGGAACAUGUUUGAGUUACACCGCGUUUGAACAAUUGACAUUCUCCAAAAGGGUCCAAUGUGCAAGAAUAACGUUUCAUCGACUGCGCAGAUGGUUGAGUUCACCACACAUCGCAUUGCACCAUAGACUGCAGCUUUGGAGGGCCAGUGUUUUUUCCACGCUCACGUAUGGCAUGUUGGCAGUCAACAUCACCCUGCCCAUCCUUAAGAACUUUCAGCAGAUAGUACUGGGCAUGUACAGGAAGUUGACACGCAAUCACAGUUUUCGCACUCGUGAAACGCAUCAAGCCAUCAUGCACAGAUACAACCUGGAACACCCGCUCCAUAUGCUGAUGCGCCAUGCCCAGCAGCUCAAAUGCCUCACAGGCCAGAGAACUCAGAUCCUGAGACCUGAUGACAUUGUGCUCACAGUUGAUUGGAGUAAUCUACAACAGAACUUGCAGCUCAUGACCGUGGCUCUUGAGGUGCAAGCACCGCUGCACCCCAGUGCAGACAGUUCCCUGGAGGUGCGUCCAUGUGACCAACACGUGAACCUCGAUGCCCUUCUGCGUGAAGAAGAAGAAGCGCGCAUUUUGCGCCUGCACCAGGGACUCACCGAGAACCUGAUGAGCAAGCCGUUUGGCCCAGACCUGAUCCAGCUGAUACGUGAGCGCAACUGGAAUAGCUUGGUGGAUCACAGACAGGCCUGUGAAUUCCUGGCUGCACAGUGCUGUAUUUGUGACUUUCAUUUCAGCAGACCGCAGGAACUGCACAGCCAUCUGCGCGUGCACCAUCCCAAAUGGGUGCCACAUACCUUCACCAAGGCCUCACAGUUAUGCCGUAGCUAUGCCAGGAACUCUCCAUGCAGACACUGUGGACUCAGUUUUCGACAGGCUCAUACGUGCCCCAUCAUCACCCAGGCAGCCAUGCUGUUGCUCCACAUGCCAGCUGCAUCAGGCCAUGGGGAGACACCGCCAUUGGAAGCGCUGCGCUGCGAGGUCUGUGGACUUAGAGCUUCUAGCUUGGAUGAAAUCCACAGACAUCUAGCUGACACUCAUCGCCUGGCAUUUCAUGACUGGCAGCCUGAAAGGGAUUUGAUGGGGAAGGACCCCGCUUGCUCACACUGCUCCCGAUGUUUUGCAGAUGUGUCAGCAGUACGGCAGCACGUGACCUUAGGGCAAUGUCCGAUGUUCGACCCAAACCGUUCACCAUACUUGUUGCCGAUUGCCCCCAUUUGGAAUCAACUUUUUCAAACAGGUGAUCUUCAACCUUUUUUGGAGGACUCCAUGGUCAGAAUGCGCAUGACGUUGCACUGUGCACAAUGCGAUGCCCGGUACACAAGGUCAAACGACCUGAUGCUGCACCUGCAAACGGCCCACUCGGCCAUGUGGACCAGAGCUCAAGCGCUGACGAGGUUCCUGCUGAAGGUCUGGCUGCCUGAACACUCCUGUGUGUGCAAUCCAAGUCUCAACAAGGUCACUCUGACCCAUGUGUGCCCCUUUUACCGCCAGAUUGCCAUGCUGGCAACCAGAUCGGCGAUGGAGGUAUUCCUACCAUGGCCUGCUGACAGAGGAGCACUUGAAGCCAUGUUGCAUCACAGCCAUCGCAAUGCAGCCUGUGCCACCUUGAUGGAAGCAGUUCAUAGCAGGCAAGUGCGCAUGAUCUUGAGAGACCCAGCACUGCAGGAAUUCUUACGGGAACACUGUGUUCUAUGUGGUGGAGCCUUCCAUCCAGCUCUCUUGAGAGACCAUGUCCUUCAAGUCCAUGCCUCAAAGCUGGAAGAUGUGAUUGAUCUCCUGCCGUUUUUGUAUGAAGAAUGCACACAAGCGGCCCACACAGACCAUCAGUGUGCACAGUGCAAUCAGAUUUUCAACUUGCCCUUGCUUGGUGACCCGCCGCUUUCGGAACAACAUGCCAGGCAGACGCUGGUUUUAGCCCAUUUUCAGCAGUGUCCGGUCAUCCAUCAACUGUGCCUCUUGCUGCAACAUGGACGCCCCAGAAGGAGCGACACUGACAGGCCAGGAAGCUCAGGAACUUCUGGAUGCCUUCGGAGCAAUGGCCCCCCUGCUGAAGAAGUGGUACAACAGAUGGCCAGACUCCUGCUGCGCCUGGACGUGGAUCAGAAUCUGAUGAGAAGACAAGACUCUUUCGUCUUCUACAUGCAAAUGGAGCAAGAGUCAGUGAUCCACGUGCUGAGCGCCAAGGCCAAGACAUGGCAUGCAGAGGUGACCCAACAGACGGGCCAAAUGAAGACCCAAGACUGGCGGCCGCUUCGAGCCACACUGAUGCAUACCCUUGCCCUGACCUUGCAACACCGCUUGAUGAAGCUCUACCAGAGCCAACCCUCGGAUCCACUCUUUCAGACAGCCCUGCAGCACAGGCUUUUGAACGACAAAGGGGAGUUCUUCUUUCACAGGUGGGACACGGCCAGUCAAUCUCUGACCCAGACCGACCAAACACCGGUGCCCAUGGAACGCAUGAAGCGGUAUGUGGACCAAUUGGUGGAGAACACAAUGGACCCUGCCAACACGAUCAAGUUCCACAGCCUGAAGCCCUCCGAUCAGAAAAUGACACCGUGGCUCCUGCAGAUCUCCCUGCGUUGCGACGAACUGCAGACGCUGUUGGAAGCGUUGGUGGGCUGCAAGGUUUGCCCUGCAGCUCCCUAUGAACGCCUGGCACUCAUGGACGCCCUCAGCCAGCUGACCCUCACCAACACCGGCAAUCAGUGCUUUGUGAAUGCAGCUAUGAUGGCGACGCUUUGGGCUGUUCUGAGCCGGGUUGACUUUCAGUUUAGAGAUUUGGGGCCAAAGGCCACCCUGAUUGCAAGCAGCAUCAUGUCCUUCUCAUUGGGUCCACUCAACCUUGCUGAACUGAUGUGGUUUCAAGAGACGAUGCAAUCAUGGCCAAACCCCACAAAUCAGGGUGAUCCAGUGGAAUUUCUUUCACAUGUUCUCAGGGGAAUGCAAUUUGGCGGCUUCAACAUGAAGUGGGAACGUCGAAUGCAGGAAGGCGAAACAGUCCGUAUCAUGGACCACAAUGAUACCCUGCGUCCAAUUACGGUACAGUUUGAUGAGUCUGACCCUGACGCCAUCCAUCAUGGCUAUACAGCACUGCAAACCAUGCUUCACACUUGGGAAUCCCAAUAUGGCAUGCAAACUGCCCUGACUGAUCCAACAGCCUUGGUAUGCAUCCACGUUGACCGCUUUGUCAACCAAGGCACUUCAGCUGUGACGAAAAGUGAGCGCCCUAUUCAUUUCCGUGGAAGCCUUUCCUUGCCCGUGUUUGAUCACACAGGUCUUGAGGUCAGCAGGCGUGGCUACCAGGUCAUGACGGCCAUUGCACACCUAGGUACUGAUGCUGCAGGCCACUGCAGGGCCCUUCUCAAAACGUGGCCCAAGGCUGCCCCAAAUGAGGUCAAUUUUUUGAUCACUGAGGAUGGCCAGCCACCGCAGAGGAUCUGGGAGGAACCACAUUGGUUCAAGCAGAAUGUGACCUGCUUCCUGCUGUGCGAUUGUGACAGCAUUGACCUUUUCAAGAUGCCAGUCCAGCCCGAUCAUGCGCCUGCGACGCCGUCCACCGACUCAUCCAGUCCAGCUGAUCCUGAGCUAAGCACCUUGCAGAGCCUGAUCCGUGCCAUGCCCAAGUAA